This is a messenger RNA of Beauveria bassiana ARSEF 2860, 882 nucleotides long. Its product is annotated as kinetochore protein mis14. Lineage: Eukaryota; Fungi; Ascomycota; Sordariomycetes; Hypocreales; Cordycipitaceae. The coding region runs from base 1 to 882 and encodes 293 amino acids. Gene Ontology annotation, biological process: mitotic sister chromatid segregation. Gene Ontology annotation, cellular component: MIS12/MIND type complex; kinetochore. The transcript has 3 exons. The record is from RefSeq and is a predicted model, not a curated record.
AUGCGCGUGUAUCCGCAGAAGUCAUAUCUCAUAGUUGGAAUGGAAAGCCACCACUCCAUCGCUGCCGUCUACUCAUUAUGGCUGGGAGAAGCAGGCUGGCCAGCUGGUCGUGAUGGUCCCGGAAUCCGGCUGGUCAAGGCAAUGAAAGACCUCCUCUCCUCUCCCCCGCUCAUGGACGACGGCGAGGACGGCGGCCCACGCCGCAUCGAGCUCGCCUCGCACAAAGACUUUGCCUUUCUCAUUGCCAACGUGCGCGCCGCGGCCGCCGAGCACCUGCACGCCGCAUUUCCCCCGCAGAGCAACGGCGGCGAGGACGAACUGCGCAACGAAAUUGAAGCCAUUGUCGAUUCUUACAUUGACCGCACAUUUACCCUCGCCGUGCCCAACCUCUCCAUCAAUGGCCUCCCCGCCAACGCGGCCGAUUUUUUCAAGCCCUCCCGCUCCGGCAGCCGCAAGUCCUCUAUUCCGCCCAUGCCCUCGGAAGAGGCCAGCAUCUCGUACGAGCCGUUUGACGCGGAGAAGCGCGCGCGCGUCGCCGCGCUCGUUUCGCAAGAGGAGGCGCUGCUCGAACAAGUCGCCGCCAUGAAGCGCGCCGUGCCGGCCGGCGUGGCUGCCAAGGUCGCCGCGCAGCUCGACGACGCGGCCACGCGAGACGACGCGCAGCUGCAGGGCGCGCUGGAUGCCGCCGCGACGGGGCGCGCCCUGGACGGUGGUGAUGCGCUGCUGCUGCUUCUGCCGCCGCUGGAGAGGCAAGAGGGCGUCGAGGAGCGGUUCCGCGGUGCUGUCGACGCACUGGGCAGGCUCAAGAGAGACAUGCCGAGCGUGGUGGCCAAGAUGGAGCGCGCGCGCGUGGCAGGUGAGUAUGUGCGCGACGAGCGGUGA